UACCGUACUUGAUAUGGUAGUUGAUUAAUCAGUAUUAACCACCGUAUAUUAUACGGUAGUUAAGUUACAGUGGUUAAAAAUACAUUUUCCUGUAGUGGCUCUUGCUCUGGAGUAGCACACCGCGAAUUUAUGGCACUGCGCAAAUAAUUUGCAUAUUUUAAUUAUAUAGAGCGCUUAAAACCUCGAAUCCUUUGAUAUCUGCCCAAGGAAUAGAGCUGUUGUUUCUUUUCUCCUCUUAUGGUGUUGUUGCUGGUUGUAGUCGUUAAGAGGCGGUGAACAGAGGCUUUGGAGAGGGAAGAUAUUCAGAUGUUGAAAAUUGAUGAAGCGGCAGGGUUGGAAGCAAAGCAAGUAGAAGAAGCUUUGUUGGAUUUUUUCUUUUUAAAUUUUGGAGAAAUACCGAGAAAUUAAGAUAGGCAUUUCGUAUGGAUGAGAGAUGUGUGGAUUGUGAUUAUGGAUGUUCAAACGGAUUGGUUACCAUGGUAGCCAUAUUAACCGGUAGCAUUCGCUUAAUUUGGUUUGGUUAAUUUGGAUAAUUGGUUUGGUUAAAUUAUUUAGCUAAUUUGGUUUAGGUGGUUUGGUUUGGUUUCAACACUGCUAACCGAUGUAAAAAAAAAACACUGCUAACCAAUGAAAUCAAAUAACCAAUUAAUGAUACACCUAAUAUACAAAAUUAUCUAUACUUACAUGCAACCAACCAAACCAAACUUUCGUGAUUCCCUAUUGUAUUUCCAUGUGCACAACAAACCAAAACAUUAUGGAUCAAAAAUUAAAUGGGUCUGCCUAUAUUUACUAAACUAAAACAUUUUGGCUAGACUUUAGGAUUACGUACAAUACCAUGACAACCACCUCAAACUAUGUAUAGUUUAAGUGUUUUGUAGGAGAGCUUUAACUUCCUAAUCAGGGGUAUUGGUUUGUAUUUAUGUUUAGGGGUUUGUUGUAAGCUACCUAUAUUAGGUGCAAAGAUGAUGAAUGAUGUAUUAACUCGAAUGAUGAUGAUAAUUAUGGAUGGUUAGUCUUAUUAUUAUUGUUUAUAUAAAAUGAUAGUUUAUGUUUGUUUUCAUGUAAUUAGGGCUGGCAUUUCGGUUAGUUCGGUUAUAACCGAUAACCGAAAUGCCGGUUACCGGUUAACCGAGACAGGAGAGGUGACUAUCGGUUAGCCGGCAAACAACCGGUCGAUUACCGGUUAGUUGCUCGGUUAACCGAAGUAACCGCGGCUGGGCACUAGCUUUGAUGAGGAAUCAAAAUUGGAAAAAGAAAGACAGAUGCUAAACCAAAAGCCGCAAGCAAUCCCUAACCCUUUUGCUUUAAUUAUGCAUUAGAUAGAUUCCUGCCCAUCAUUUUGAUCCCCUCCCUUUACAUUCUCCCAUUCUUCACUCUAAUCAUCAAUUCGAAGAAUGAAGUUCUGGCUCCUAAGACAAAAUAAACUUACAUAAUUUAAUGGCUACAACAGAGGAGCACUGGUCGCCGUUUGGUAAAUGGCGCCGGCGAGCAGAGGAGGCAGGUCGCGGGCUCGCGGUGACGGAAGGAAUUGGAUGGUUGGCGGGCGGCGGCGAUGGCGGAGGGUCUCGACUCUCGUCGUCUCGCGAUGGCAAGCGGCAGCGGCAGGGAGCAGCAGCAGGCGGGAGGCAGUGCCGGCAGGAGGCUCUCGGCUCCAGCCUCCACUCUUGGAUCUCGGCCUCUCGCUGCGUAGAAGAGAUUGAGGGAUUGAGGGUCUACAGUGCGGCGUCAAUUAGGGUAGAGGCCCUAGGGAGAAUCUUGGACACGGCGGCGUCGUUUUGCUUGAGGCAGGAUAGUUGUGCCGGUUAGCCGGCUAACCGGCGGUUAUCACCAUCGGUUAGCCGGUUAACCGGCACUACCAGGCUCGCUACCGCCAACCGCCCGCAUCUCCUUUUUUUGGUUAUUCGGUUAACCGGUAACAGCUGGUUAUCGGUUUAACCAGCCGGUUAACCGACAACCGAUAACCGAAUGGCCAGCCCUACAUGUAAUGUUAUGUUAUUUAGUUAAUCCGAUUAUCUGAUUAACCAAACCAAUUAAACUUUGGUUUGGUUAAUUUGGUUUUCGUGUUAAUUUGGACGAUUUCGUUAAGACAUUUUAUUCCAUGGUUAAUAAAAUUUAGGCUUAAUUGGUUUGGUUAUUACCACAGUAACCAUUUGAACACCUCUAAUUGUGAUGGCUUUGUAGUUUGCGUAGGAAGUAGAGAAAGAGGAGAGUUAAUAGUUUAUUAUUUGAUUGAGUAAAAGUAUUUAUCUUUCACUAAUUGUAAUUUGUAAAAGGAUCGUUUAUAGUCUCAAACAAGUGACUUCUAUAUUCUAAAGUAUUUAUCUGUUGAGUUAAUCGGGGUAUAUGUAUUUGGUAAAGUUAAACGUUUUUCUUUAGUUGAAGAUUUUAAAUGAUUAACCUUACCUUUAUAUACUGUUUUGUAUAAAUGAACUCAAGCUAAUUAAAGAACAUGAUAUCAGCAAGUGCGAUAGGGGGUACAAAAAUUUAUAUGCGUUUAUAUGCAAUAAUCAAUUUAAUGGUUGUAUUUCGAAUAUUUAGAUUUACGCUAAAUUGCUUUAUUUGGUAAUUUCUUUCUCAUUCUUAUUAGUCAUAGUUGCAUCUCUGUUUCAGGUAAACCAUGAAUAAAACACCUUUACAACUCUCUAGCUAUUGUGAAGUUGAAUUUUUGUUUAUCUAAAAACCUGUAUUAUUUCAUUCAUAAUAUCGAUCAAAAAUUGUUUGGUUGCAUUCAAAGAAGCAUUGAGUUUUUAAAGCUGAAUGCAUCUUCAAAUUUAGUAGGUAUUGAUUGCCAUUAACUGCCAUAAUUGUUUGGUUGUGUUCCAUGAAGAACCGAUUUUUUAAUGCAGCCGACAUCUUCAAAUUUAGUUGAUUAGUGGUUUGCGAUUGUUAUUAACGGGUCCUUCAUUUCUUUCCUCUUCCUAUUCCUACAACAGUACAAACGUGUUGGUUGGGUUCUAUGGUUUAGAAUCAAUCUAGGAUCGGCCCUCAUCUCUGUAACAAUUGGUAGUCAUGUUUGGCUCUCAAGAGGUCGAUGUACUUUCACAACUGGCAGAAUUUGUUAAUUUUUUACACUUACGUUAUGUUCAUUAUUUUUCCAACGCUUAACAGGUUUAUGCGAUUGUUUUAUCUUCCCCCGGGUUGAUGAGAGCCCUUUUCAACCUAAAACACCGUCCAAACACCAAAUUGUUUUCAUAAGGGACCGCCUUAAUCAAAGAUGAUUAACUCCUUUGUCUGACCUUUCCAUGCAUGCACUUUAAAAUAAGCAAUUUCUAUAUCAUAUUAUAAAAUAUAUAUUUAGUCAUUGUUGUCAAAUAUUUGGUCACUGAAGUUCACUAUAUACAACCAAAUUAUUUAAAUUUGAAUUAUCUUUUAUUGCACCCUUGCUAAAUCCUGUAGUGUGUACAUAUAUAUAUAUAUAUAUAUAGACAUAACUUAAAUAACUUUGUUAUAUGUCACUGCUUAUGCUAGACUAAGGGAAUGAAAAAAACACUAUUAAAAAGGGCUAUGAUGAAGUUGCCAAACAAUGUGCCAAUAUUUGUUCAAUUGCAAACUAACUUCACUUCGACUUUCUCAUUCAACCAUGGUAGCAUGUUUCCAAAUCUUCAUUCGUUGCAUGGACCUAUCUUCAAUGUAAUAUUAUAUACAUAAAUUUUCAUUAUUUUU
This is a messenger RNA of Linum trigynum, 3663 nucleotides long. NCBI's taxonomy places the organism in Eukaryota, Viridiplantae, Streptophyta, Magnoliopsida, Malpighiales, Linaceae. The record is from the annotation of a GenBank genome assembly.